AUGUGCCGACAAUACAAAGUAAACUGGGCUUGUGGCUGCCAACCUGCCGAAAGUUCUGUGAUUUUCUUCUGUCCAGCCUCAAACUUCAUUGGCCAGUCAUGGGCAGACCCCAUUGCAACGCUGGUAUGGAACACAACAGCAGAAUAUGAAGUAACAGCUCUCCCUGAUAUUGCCUGUUUUGGCGAAACUUAUAAUUCUCCUAUCUGCCUGGACUUCAAUCGCAGUUGCAAGAAGUGCGCCCUCCCCUCAGGUACCAACGACGAGGUGGAAAUCUUCACCUCUGAGUUAGAGAAACCUGACAGAUUCUCCAGCUUUAUAUUGGAUGAAGAGUACCGCACUUUGUUUGCACAGCAUACCAAUUUCUUUUACCCAGAUGAGGAACUGCGUCAUAAGCCUUAGCUACCAGUAUUUGAGGAAGUGGGCAGAUCUAUCUCCAGAGGAUCUAGAAUGCGUUGUUUCUCGCACCAAUAAGCUUGAGACCUUGUUACGGAAAGUUGAGGUUUGCGUGAAAGUCAGUGCAGCGAGAGAAAAGGAAAUGCUGAGAGCAGAGCGUAUCCACCGAAACGCGCACUUCCGAGCGAUUUCCACCAACAUACAGAGAUGGCUUGAAUGGCUCAAAUGGGUAGAGCUUUCUGCGAUGAUUCUUACCAAAGAUGGUGAGUUAUUCCCUAAUAAACCCAACCAAAAGCCCAACCCUAAGCUUUUAACUGAAGUUCCCUUGGAGGAGCUUGACCAAGAGGAUCUUGAGUGUGCUGUCUGCUCUGUUACUUUCGGACAGGAGGGUGAAGAUCACAUUGUUGAGACAUGUGUGGAGACACCAUGCCAUCACAAAUUUGGCUCUUCAUGUGCUCGCAGAUGGUUUGUCCUAGAUGGACACCCUAGCUACCCCCUCUGUCGAAAACGUCUUCCAAGUGAGUUGUUUGAGUAUCCAGACCACCAGCAGCGACAGGAUAACCCUCAUCUGAUCAGAUGGGUUUACCAUCUUCAGGCCCCGCUUGCCAAUCCUGUAGAAGGCUCUGAAGAUGAGCUGGCUCUCAUUCGUGCAGAGUAG
Molecule: messenger RNA, 1051 nt
Organism: Hymenoscyphus albidus
Lineage: Eukaryota; Fungi; Ascomycota; Leotiomycetes; Helotiales; Helotiaceae
Source: the annotation of a GenBank genome assembly